Molecule: messenger RNA, 1392 nt
Organism: Trypanosoma conorhini
Lineage: Eukaryota; Euglenozoa; Kinetoplastea; Trypanosomatida; Trypanosomatidae
Product: ubiquitin hydrolase
Exons: 1
Coding region: 1-1392 (463 amino acids)
Biological process (GO): protein deubiquitination
Molecular function (GO): cysteine-type deubiquitinase activity
Source: RefSeq, a predicted model, not a curated record
AUGCAGCCCUCAGUGCUUCAGCGUGGCAGCCAGUCAGGGCCCCUCUACCCACUCAAUCGGCGUUGCCCCAUACAGACAAAACCCCAGUCGCGGUCAUUCUCCCACUCGGCAAGCUCCGGAUCUCGGCGCGAACUGGUGCUGCCCAAGUACUCUGCCGGCUCCUGCCCGCAACAGCAAAGCUUUCCAGGCCAUCCGCGGCUGCUUCCUCUCUCUGUCACCACCAGCUUGCCGAUGGUGCAGCAAAUGAAGAAUGAUAGGCAGUGGAAACCGCGGCGGCCUUCAGCGCAACCUACGCCGGCACAGGCCGCACCAGGAGGUUUGUCGCAGCCGCAGUUUCUCCCGCAGUCAAUACAGCAGGCAAAGAACUCCCUCACUAGUCAGGCGGCAACAGAUAGCGAUCUGCAUUCGUCGAGAGGAGCAGAGAAUUAUUCGCCUAUUCCUCUGCGGAACUUUGGCAACACAUGCUACAUGAAUUCGGUCAUACAAUGCAUCUUGCACUCUCCGUGGUUGUUCGCCAGGCUGGCUAAAGUCAACAAGGGGCGGAGGCUGUGUCCAGCGACGUCGGCCCUGUUGGAGUUGAACGGACCAAAUGUUUCUAGUUCAAGGCAGCUGCUCCUCAUCAUCAAGAAUGAGGCGGCCAAAUUCAAUGCGGAAUUUCAAUAUAAUGAACAGUCGGAUGCACAUGAGUUUCUGCGAACGCUUCUCUUUGUGGUGCACAGCGAGGUAAAUGUUAGUGGUGGGAAUAACGCCCCAUAUGAGGAGGUGGAGGAUGUUGAAGAUGAGAAGGAAGAAGCAGCCAUGCAACGCUGGCGAGAACACUUUCUUCGGAUAGAUAACUCCGUCAUAUACGAUCUAUUUGGUGGUGUGAUGCGCUCCAAGUGUGUUUGUUCUAGGUGUAAAAAGGAGUCUCUGACCUUUGACCCCUUUCUCGACCUCUCGCUUCCGAUGAUGCAGAGUGCAAAGGAGGCCAUGACGAUCGAGGCUGCGUUGAAGGCCAACUUCGAUGAUGUAGAGGAGAAGCUGCGUGGGGGCAAUCAGUUGCUCUGCGCGCGGUGUAAGGGACUACGCGAUGGGAAGCGCAGCCUGAAAAUCAAGCAAUGGCCCAAAAUUUUAGUGCUGCAUUUAAAACGGUUUAGCGACACGGGGCGGAAGAACUCGGGACCAGUCGUGUUCCCGGAGCUUUUCACGACGCAUGACUACACCCCGCAGUACCAGUUGUACGGUGUGGUGUGCCACAGUGGAUCGGAGCACUGGGGGCACUACACAAGUUACGUGCGCACCUUGUCAGGUCAAUGGUACCACUGCAAUGACGGCAGCAUAGUCCAUUCAACCGUCAUGGAGGCCACGCGGGCGUUGGCGCUGGCGUAUGUUUUAUUUUAUGCGGCGACGUAG